This is a messenger RNA of Boleophthalmus pectinirostris (great blue-spotted mudskipper), 811 nucleotides long. RefSeq names its product ankyrin repeat and SOCS box protein 16. Gene Ontology annotation, molecular function: transmembrane transporter binding. Gene Ontology annotation, biological process: intracellular signal transduction; neuronal action potential; negative regulation of delayed rectifier potassium channel activity. The transcript has 4 exons. The record is from RefSeq and is a predicted model, not a curated record. The annotation marks the transcript as partial. Gene Ontology annotation, cellular component: membrane; synapse; axon initial segment. NCBI's taxonomy places the organism in Eukaryota, Metazoa, Chordata, Actinopteri, Gobiiformes, Gobiidae.
AUGUGCUGAGCUGCUCUUAUCAGGUGGAGCAGAGGUGAAUGUGCGGAUGAGAGAUUCCAGACUGACCCCUCUGCAUGUAGCAUCCCGCAGAGGUCUAGACAAACACGUGGAGCUCUUCCUCUUGUAUGGAGCUGAUGUUUUGGCCACAAACCAGGAAGGAGAGACACCACUGAACGCCGCGUGCUCUGGAGCGGAGAGGCCAUCUGAGGGGGCUCGUUAUCUCAGAGUAGUCCAGAUGUUGUUAGAGGCUGGCGCUGAUCCUCAAACAGCAGGAAGAAAGAAGCACACUCCGCUGCAUAACGCUUGUGCAAACUGCUGCCCCGAGAUCGCUCACAUGCUCAUGCAGAACGGAGCCAAAGCCGAUGUGGAAAACAGCGCUGGAUACACGCCAAUGGACUGUCUCCUGCAGGUGGUGGAAGACUAUCCUGAUCAACACCCUGAGGAGAUUGCACGCUCCCUUCUGAACCAUGGAGCAAAACCCGUUUCACCAAAGAUGCUUAAGCUGUGUGCCCCUUCUCCUGCUACUGUGGAGGUGUUGUUAAACACAUUUACACAGAUUCCAGUUUGUGAAUGGAUGGACUCCCUGCCCACGGAUAUCUAUGAGGAGCACAAGAGUUUUUUUGACCUGGUGAAGGAGCAGACUGGUCAGCCCCGCUCUCUGCAGCACCUCAGUCGCAGUGUGUUACGGUCACAGUUUGGACCCCGGUGCUUGUCUGUGGUCAGUAAACUGGACAUUCCCGGCUCUGUGAAGGACUAUUUGCUGCUGCGCCCUGACAGGACUCUGAGAUAAAAGACAUGAAUCACAGUUAUU